This is a messenger RNA of Saccharomyces kudriavzevii IFO 1802, 951 nucleotides long. RefSeq names its product ribosome biosynthesis protein KRR1 (gene KRR1). The transcript has a single exon. Gene Ontology annotation, cellular component: small-subunit processome; nucleolus. Gene Ontology annotation, molecular function: RNA binding. NCBI's taxonomy places the organism in Eukaryota, Fungi, Ascomycota, Saccharomycetes, Saccharomycetales, Saccharomycetaceae. Bases 1 to 951 code for a protein of 316 amino acids. The record is from RefSeq and is a predicted model, not a curated record.
AUGGUGUCUACACAUAAUAGAGAGAAGCCUUGGGAUACCGAUGAUAUUGAUAAGUGGAAGAUAGAGGAGUUUAAAGAGGAAGAUAAUGGUUCAGGUCAACCCUUUGCUGAAGAGUCCAGUUUUAUGACCUUAUUUCCUAAGUACAGAGAGGGCUACUUGAAAACCAUUUGGAAUGACGUGACGAGGGCUUUGGACAAGCACAACAUAGCGUGUGUACUAGAUUUAGUCGAAGGUUCCAUGACUGUAAAGACCACCAGAAAGACAUACGAUCCCGCGAUUAUCCUAAAAGCAAGAGACUUGAUCAAACUACUAGCCAGAUCUGUUCCCUUCCCACAGGCUGUCAAGAUCUUACAAGAUGAUAUGGCGUGUGACGUUAUCAAAAUUGGCAAUUUUGUUACCAACAAGGAAAGAUUCGUCAAAAGAAGGCAGCGUCUUGUAGGUCCAAACGGUAACACGCUAAAGGCUUUAGAACUUCUAACCAAAUGCUAUAUUCUGGUACAAGGUAACACGGUAAGUGCUAUGGGUCCAUUCAAAGGCUUAAAAGAAGUCCGUCGAGUCGUGGAAGACUGUAUGAAAAACAUUCACCCAAUCUAUCAUAUCAAAGAACUAAUGAUUAAAAGAGAGUUGGCGAAAAGACCGGAACUGGCUAAUGAAGAUUGGUCAAGAUUCUUGCCCAUGUUUAAAAAGAGAAACGUCGCCAGAAAGAAGCCAAAGAAGAUCAGAAAUGUCGAAAAGAAAGUCUACACCCCAUUCCCACCUGCUCAAUUGCCUAGAAAGGUUGAUUUGGAAAUUGAAAGCGGUGAGUAUUUCUUAAGCAAGAGAGAUAAGCAAGUGAAGAAAUUAAACGAACAAAAGGAAAAACAAAUGGAAAGAGAGCUCGAAAGGCAGGAAGAAAGAGCUAAGGAUUUCACUGCUCCGGAGGAGGAAUCAUACAAGCCAAGCAAAAAUUGA